This is a messenger RNA of Impatiens glandulifera, 855 nucleotides long. RefSeq lists its product as uncharacterized. The record is from RefSeq and is a predicted model, not a curated record. Bases 1 to 855 code for a protein of 284 amino acids. NCBI's taxonomy places the organism in Eukaryota, Viridiplantae, Streptophyta, Magnoliopsida, Ericales, Balsaminaceae. The transcript has 5 exons.
AUGACAACAGUUCGCACUCUUAUUGUCGUUGCUUCCGUUCGUGGGUGGAAUAUAACUCAAAUGGAUGUCAAGAAUGCUUUCCUCAAUGGAGAUCUUCAAGAAGAGGUUUUUAUGGUUCCUCCACCUGGUUUCCCUCACAAACCUGGUGAAGUUUGUAAGCUCUGGAAAGCUCUGGGCUUAAACAAGCACCACGCGCUUGGCGAUGUUAUUGACGGGAUUGGGCUCUUGAAAUCUGAGUUGGCUCGUUGUUUUGCGAUGAAAGAUUUGGGGAUGCUACGUUAUUUCCUUGGGAAUGCGGUUGUGGAUACUCCAAUUGAAACCAAUGCUCGGUAUUCCCUAACCGAUGGCUCACCUUUGCCAGAUCCAUCCUUGUAUCGUACUAUUGUUGGUAACUUGGUUUACCUCACCAUCAUCCGUCCUAAUUUUGCUCAUGAUGUACACAUUUUUCAGAGCCUUCUCCUUUCUACCUCUUCUUCAUUGGAUCUUCUAGCGUUCUCUGAUGCUGAUUGGGCUGGUGAUCCCUCCGAUCGCAAGUCCACCACAGGGUUUUGUAUCUUUCUUGGUGAUUCUUUGAUUUCAUGGAAGAGCAAGAAGCAAGAUGUGAUUUCUAGAUCUUCCACGGAAGCUGAGUAUCGUACUAUGGCCUUUACGACCUGUGAGACUGUUUGGUUACGAUGGUUACUUGCCAACAUGGGAGUCUUUCUUCAUGAGCCUACUCCGUUGUUCUGUGAUAAUAAGAGUGCCAUCCAGAUUGCUCGUAAUUCGAUCGCCGACUUGUUCACCAAAGCUCUAUUCUCUUCUCAUUUUCGUUUUUUUGUUACCAAACUCUUAAUGCUUAUUGUUGCUGCAUCAUGA